Molecule: messenger RNA, 1532 nt
Organism: Melampsora larici-populina 98AG31
Lineage: Eukaryota; Fungi; Basidiomycota; Pucciniomycetes; Pucciniales; Melampsoraceae
Exons: 7
Coding region: 17-1111 (364 amino acids)
Cellular component (GO): nucleus
Source: RefSeq, a predicted model, not a curated record
CAUACUUUCAUUCAAGAUGCCAGCCAAGAAACCCACGAGCAAGAAACGUACGAAGGCUGAAAAGAAGAAAUUACGAAAAGCACAACAAGCAGUCUUCUGUUGGUAUUGUGAGAGAGAGUUUGAGGAUGCCAAAGUCCUUCUCCAACACCAAAAAGCCAAACAUUUCAGAUGCCCAAAUUGUCCCAGACGUCUCAAUACCGCCGGUGGACUUGCUGUCCAUAUCGAUCAAGUACAUAAAUUACCCACAGAUAGGAUCGAAAAUGCUUUACCUGGUCGCGAUACAUUCGAUGUCGAGAUUUAUGGUAUGGAAGGUGUACCAGCCAACGACUUGGCUGAUUGGAAACGUCGCAAGGCCGAAGCUAUGGGAGUCGAUCCCGAAACUCAUAAACGAAAACGUCCAAAGAUUUUCCUCGGUGUUUUGACUUCUGAAGAUCUCAAGGCUCAACUACAACAGCAUCGCGCUUUAAUGAACGGGAUAUCGAAUACAGCACCUGUUCGACCUCCCGUUCUCCCAUACGGUGUUCCACCACCUGCUCUUGGGGGACCACCUUCGGCAUCAGUUCCACCUCCUGGACUCUUCACAUCUGGUUCCGCCCCUAUGCCUCCACCAGGAUUUCCAAUGAUGCCUCCUCCUGGCUCUCUUCCGUUCCCACCUCCAGGAAUGGGAAUGCCGCCAAUGCCACACGGCCUUCUUCCCCCUGGCUUGCCUUUCCCCCCUCCACCAGGGAUGCUACCGGCAGGUAUGCCACCACCACCUGGCAUGAUGCCGCUUCCAGGAAUACCCAUGAACCCUGGCACACCCGGCCUGAUGGGUAACCCACCUCCAUUUGCACCACCAGGAGGUCCACCACCACCCGGCGUGUUAAGCACGCCCCUUGCUCCUCCCCCUGGACCCCCAGCUGCCACGCCUAGCCAAGCUGCACCAGCCCCUGUUGUACCACCUACUCCAGUCCAACCUUAUAAAGUUGAAAGCAGUCAAGUCACACCCAAAGCUGGACAACUAUUGAUGUAUGGAGAUACGGAUGUCUCAAUAGAAGAGAAACGUGCUCGCCAACCACGUUAUCAGGCUCCGAUUGCUGUUCCAGAUAUGAGAUUAGGUCUUUCGCGUUGAAUACGGGUACAUGUUGUAGUUUACGGAAUCGUCUUGAAAAAAAAAGUAUUUCCAGUCCAAUGAUGAUCUCACAAAUAUAUAGGACAUAUCCGUCGAUCGAUAUUUGCAUCAUUAAGCUCGACUGAUUGACUCCCUAGAGACAGUGAAACCCUGUACUUUGAAUUGAACAAGAGCUUUAUGUGGUGCAGCAUGUCAGAAGAGACAAGCUUUAUGGUCUUCAUCGAUCGAACAUGUAUCACAACUUGGCGUAACUAUCUUAAAUAAUAUCGCCCCAAGAAGGAUAAAAAAUUCCAAUAUUCUAACGGGAGAGAUUUAUAAUUGGAUAUUUUGUUGAUGCAUCCCAGAAAUGGUGUUGUAAGUAUGAUACCUGUGCAUAUCAAGCUCGUGUAUUAUUCUUAGCGUCAAAGGCGCAGUUGACCAU